ACUGUGAACCUCCUCGGUGGAUAAAGUCAUUUCAGUUGGAACUCCCUUUCAGCCGAGAUUGAUAGUCUCCGGCCCGGCAUUCCGCCGAAACGAAUGGCCGGCUGCAGCCGUAGCAGGAGACUGGUUGAUUUUCCCGGCUGUUGCAAAGACUGCAGGGAGGCCACACCAUGCUUCACCUGCCUGUGUCGGACAUUGGACCUGAUGACGUGCCUGCAGAGCAGCUGGCGCUACCUGACUCCGAGAGAGUCACGGCAAAGACACGGCAUGGGCCCAUCUUGGGAGGUCGUGUAAAGAAUGGCGUACAGGUGUUCCUGAACGUUCCGUAUGGAUUGGACGGCGGUCGCUUUGCAGAUCCUCGGCCCUUACCAGAAGACUUUGUGUAUGAAGAGGCUGAUUAUAUCACGGAUAGAUUCUAUGCACCUCCCCCCGACGUGUAUCCUCCAGAGUCGGAUCGCAAAAGUAGCGUAGGGCUAGGGAGGCCCACUGAAUCCCCAUUCUUCGCCAAUAUCUAUGUUCCGUCUUCAUAUCGUCUCGGAGUAGACCCCGCCAGGCUACCGGUCAAGGUGUUCAUUCACGGCGGUUUCCUCCAGGGAGGCAGUCCUUCAGGUAGCUCAACCUCACAGCAGUUCUUUGCUGCAGAACAGUGGAGCGAGAUUCGAGUCUUGCUCGGCUACAGACUCGGUGUUCUUGGUUUCCUGGCCUCAAGUUCACCCAAGCUUGAUGGCAACUGGGGCUUCAAAGACGCCUGGCUGGGUCUUGAGUGGAUACAGAGGAACAUACAAGCAUUUGGAGGGGAUCCCGGCAAUGUUCAUCUCUCAGGUCAUAGCGCUGGAGCUCACCUCGUUCAUAAUCUGCUCCAUCAUGCUGCUCGGCUGGCGCCAAUACAGGUGAGUCUUGACCUCGAAUGCCUGACCAGUGUCCAGGCCCCUUUCAGAACUGCCACCCUGCUAUCUAAUGCACUGUAUGAAGACCCCUUCACGCUGGAGGAUCAUCAGCCUCAAUUCGAAGCUCUCUGCAGGAGGUGCGCAAUUGACCCAACGGGAGCCAAUAUUCUGGAUCAACUGAGGGACCGGAAGCGCCUGCCUAUGGAAACGUUGUUCCAGCACGUUAGAGAUCUCGGCCUGCAAAGUAGCUUCGUCCCUGCAUCUGGCGGCUGGCUGUUCAACGACAUGAUGGGAUACCAGCAGAGAGGCGAUAUGGCUAGGGAACUACUGAAAGCCGGCGUCAAGUGUAUCAUCGUUGGAGACGCGAGAGACGAGCUCGAAGGUUAUAAGAAUGCCCAUGAGGUUUAUUCCGAGUCUGACAUCCUUCACAAUCUGUACCGUUGGAACCGUCCCCAGAAUGUCGAUAAAAUGUUUAAAACAUGGCCUGCGUUGCCGGCAACAGCAUCUCAGGAGCAGUUUCAACUACGCCUAGGAGAUUGCUUAGCCCAGAACCGGGUUCACCUACCCGUUCGACUCUUAGCCCAAGAUUUCAUCAAGGGCGGUAUGCCUGUCAUUCGAUAUACCGUCGAGAUGGUAGCACAGAACCUGGAAACAAAUGGUCUGGUGCCACAUGGUUCAGACCUCGCACUCCAUUUCCUCCGCUUGUCUGUCAUCACAAAAAGGGAGAUGCAAGUGGCUUUGGCCUUUCACGACGAGCUCCAGCGCUGUAUUGACGAGGCGCUGAGUGGCAGAGGGGCGUACCGGCAGCGUGAGCUACGGUCCGUGCUAGCUUUGGAAAGCGAUGGGGCCAUCAGAUGGAGGGACGAUUGGCGAUGGGAAAGGGUGGCAGAGCUCAGCAGGAUAGUCCGAGACGGUACAGCUGCGUAAGGAGUGAGUGUCGAAGAUGCAUCUCAUACCUCAUGUAGAUAAGUAUAUAUGUCCUU
Messenger RNA from Kockovaella imperatae, 1867 nucleotides. RefSeq names its product Alpha/Beta hydrolase protein. The record is from RefSeq and is a predicted model, not a curated record. The transcript has 8 exons. Lineage: Eukaryota; Fungi; Basidiomycota; Tremellomycetes; Tremellales; Cuniculitremaceae. The coding region runs from base 168 to 1811 and encodes 547 amino acids.